This is a messenger RNA of Phymastichus coffea, 2297 nucleotides long. RefSeq names its product arginyl-tRNA--protein transferase 1 (gene Ate1). Gene Ontology annotation, biological process: protein arginylation. Gene Ontology annotation, molecular function: arginyl-tRNA--protein transferase activity. The transcript is spliced from 9 exons. Bases 308 to 1996 code for a protein of 562 amino acids. NCBI's taxonomy places the organism in Eukaryota, Metazoa, Arthropoda, Insecta, Hymenoptera, Eulophidae. The record is from RefSeq and is a predicted model, not a curated record. Gene Ontology annotation, cellular component: cytoplasm.
AGUGGCAACGCUGUAGUGCCAUAUUGGGAAAAAAAGAAUUGACAACCUUUAGUCGGAAAAGAAAAAAAAGUGAAAAAUAUGUACAAGUGCCGACCGAGCGAUGGUGCAAGUGCGGAAAACAAAAGUAAAAAAGUGUGAAACUAAACGAAAAAAAGGAUCAGUCAAAGCUUUUGCCGCAACAGCGAGGUUAGGUAUCUUCUGUAUAGCGGCAGCUCACGAGGAAGAAUAUCACUUGAGGAGCGACGCUCGCUAAAAUCGUAUAACCUCGUUUUUGCUAAAAUUUUUGUAAAGUCUGUGCUGUCGCGUGAUGUCCAAGAACUUGUACAGCAUUAUCGAGUAUCACUCGAAACUAGAAAAAAAUCGAUGUGGAUAUUGUCAUAGCACCAACACUGGUUACAGUCAUGGAAUGACUGCAUAUGCAUUAUCAGUUCAACAUUAUCAAAAUUUAAUAGAUAGAGGAUGGAGAAGAAGUGGCACUUAUUGUUACAAACCUAUGAUGAAAGUGACCUGCUGCCCUCAUUAUACAAUCAGGUGUGAGGCAUUGAAUAUCAAAAUAUCUAAGUCACAGAAAAAAAUUUUGAAACGAGUGAUCAAGUUCCUCAAAAAUGAAUUGUCAAAAGAUGAAGAAAAAGCUAGUCCGAUUGAAUGUGACGAUGAUAUAGAUAGAAAUAUGGAAGUGCCAAAAUUUUCUAAGUAUGCUGAAAGAGCAGAAAAAAAUGCUCCUAAAAUGCAAGUAACUUCUGUAUCAGAAGAGCUUAGCAGUAGAUUAGGUACUAAUUUAAAUAAUACUAAGUCAACUUCAAGUGAUAGUGCAAGUACAAGUACAAAGAAACAGUUGGUGGAAAGUGCUGAUAAUUCACCGAUUCAAUCAAUGGAAAUUUCCAAUAAUGAAUCAAGUUGUUCAACUUUUGAUCCAAACAGAGCACCUCAAAAAAAAGCUAAACUCUUACGUCUAGAAAGAAAGCAAAAGAAACUAUUAGCCCAAGGGAAAACUCAGGGAGAAGUAGACUCCCUUCUAAGUAAAACUAAGCCUCAAAAUACUGAGAAAACUUUAGAAGAUUACUUUAAGGAGAUUAGUGAAUGUUCAAACAAAUUAGAGUUAAGAUUAGUCAGAGUAUCACCGCCAAGUGAUAGUUACAAGAGCAGUGAAAAAGAAUCUUUUGAACUGUAUAAAAAAUAUCAAUUGACUAUUCACCACGAUAGGUUAGAAAGACUAACUCAAGAAGGGUAUUCAAGAUUUAUGGGAAAGUCACCUUUGCGGAUAAAAUUGAUAAGAGUAUUGUCAGAUGAAUUUUUAAAUACUCUAGAUGAAAGUGCAGAACUUUUUAAAAAAUAUCAAAUGACGAUUCACAAAGAAAAGCCAGAAGAGUGUGACAAACGCGCAUUCUUUGAUUUUCUUAUCAAAAAUCCAUUGCAGGAAUGGAAACCAGAUGGUGAUCUGCCUCAAGGAUAUGGGUCAUUCCAUGAGCAGUACUGGCUCAAUGGUACUCUGAUAGCAGUGGCCGUUUUAGAUAUAUUGCCGUCUUGUGUAUCUAGCGUUUAUUUUUUCUACGAUCCAGCAUAUGCUCAUUUAUCAUUAGGAACAUUUAGCUCUUUACGAGAAGUAUUUUUAACGCGACAGUUGAAUAAGUAUGCUCCAAACUUAAAGUAUUACUAUAUGGGCUAUUACAUCCAUUCGUGCCCGAAAAUGAGGUACAAAGGAAAGAUGCGUCCAUCUAAGCUUCUUUGCCCAGAAACUUAUGUAUGGUAUGAUAUUGAUAAAUGUUUACCAAAGUUGGACGUUUCAAAGUACAGUAGAUUGAAUGAAGAUCAAUCUGCUACAGAUGAAGAUGGAGUAGUUGAUAUUCAACAGGUCCCAAUCCUGUACGAAAAGAAAACGUAUACCUAUGGAGUUUUUAGAAUAAAUUUCAAUAAAAACAUCAAAGAUAACCUGAUAGAAUAUUCUUCCUUAGUCGGUAAAACUUGCGCUUUACAAAUGUUAUAUUACGUUGAUUGAUGUUCUCAAGGUCAUGUAAAUUUGAGCUCAACUUAUACAUUCAUAUUAAUGAUUGCUUCUAAAGUAGUGAACGCGUCACUCAAUUUUAAAUUAAUAUAAAAAGAAGUCGAUGCAAAUGUUAUACUCGCAUCCAUUCAUACACCAACGUUUUUAAAUCAAACGUACUACUAAAUAUUACAAAAAUACAAAUAAUAUAUUUGCUAAAAAAGAAUUGUUAAAUUAUGACAAAUUAAAUGUAGAUACAAAAGUAUGAAAAAAAUAAUAUAAUUAUUUUAAAAAUAUAUAUGUAUAUUGGAUGAAC